This is a messenger RNA of Marchantia polymorpha subsp. ruderalis, 2381 nucleotides long. Lineage: Eukaryota; Viridiplantae; Streptophyta; Marchantiopsida; Marchantiales; Marchantiaceae. The record is from the annotation of a GenBank genome assembly.
GCGCAGGGAUCAUGGACCUCAUCCUCUCGGGCUUUCUCUGUCACCUCAUUCGUCGACUGCGCUCGAGAAACGGCGAAGACUCGGCUCCGAAUUUCGCCCGGCGCUUCUGCGACGCCCUCCGCCGCUUGAAUCCCGUAUGAUCUCCCUGCCACAUUGAGGUCUCGUUGGAUUAUUUCAUUCCACUCCCGUACCUCGCGCUGCGGAUUUCUGCUCAAUUUCCGAGGUAAGCCCAAAGGUUGUAAUGGUCGUGUUGUUGCGAAGUUAUCAGGCUAUUGGAAGCGCCGACAGUUUUAUACGAUUUUCAAAUGAGAAUGUUGCUCGGGAUUCUGAGUUGAACCCGUUCUGAAAAUCGCGCAUUCUCUUGUUACUCUCUUUUCCAGUGGUUUCAAGCAUCUCGAGAGUGCCCGAAGCCGUCUAUCGACAUGGCCGCUGUCGCUAGUCUCGGUUCGGCUCUGUCCGUGAGCUCUGCUGCUCUGAGCCAGAAUGUGUGCCACUCCAACCAUGCUACAAAGGAAUCUGCCUUCCUCGGUUUGCGUAUCGGAGAGGCUGCCAAAUUCGGCGGAGUUUCUCUCUCUGCAUCUACGGUCGCUUCGAACGAAACGUCGAAGCCCGGUGUCGUAUCAGUGAAUGCCGUGACUGCUCCAGCAGAGACCAUGAACAAGCCCUCGGCCAAGAAGACUGCUACCAAGAGCACCUGCAUCAUCACCGGUGCUUCGUCUGGUCUCGGUCUGGCAACAGCGAAGGCCCUUGCUGACUCUGGCGAAUGGCAUGUUAUCAUGGCCUGCCGUGACUUUUUGAAGGCAGAAAGAGCUGCUAGGGCUGUUGGAAUUCCCAAGGAUAGUUACACCGUGAUUCACUGUGAUCUCGCGUCAUUCGACAGUGUCCGAGCAUUCGUAGAUAACUUCAGAAGAACCGAAAGACAGCUGGACGUGUUGGUGUGCAAUGCUGCCGUUUACUUCCCUACCGACAAGGAACCCAAAUUCUCAGCUGAGGGUUUUGAGCUGAGUGUGGGAACAAACCACAUGGGUCACUUUCUCUUGGCUCGCCUGCUAAUGGAAGACCUUCAAAAGGCCAAAGACAGCUUGAAGAGAAUGAUCAUUGUGGGGUCUAUCACUGGUAACUCCAACACCGUCGCCGGUAAUGUACCCCCGAAGGCCAAUCUGGGCGACUUGAGAGGUCUCGCCGGAGGGUUGAACGGAGUUAACUCUUCCUCCAUGAUCGAUGGAGGUGAAUUUGACGGUGCGAAGGCUUACAAAGACAGCAAGGUCUGCAAUAUGUUGACCAUGCAAGAGUUCCACAGGCGUUAUCACGCUGAGACAGGAAUUACCUUCUCUUCUUUGUAUCCCGGAUGUAUCGCAGAGACUGGCCUCUUCCGAAACCACGUCUCUCUCUUCCGAACGCUCUUUCCUCCAUUCCAAAAGUACAUCACCAAGGGCUACGUCUCAGAGGAAGAAGCAGGCAGGCGCAUGGCCCAGGUCGUUAGUGAUCCCAAGUUGAGCAAGUCUGGGGUGUACUGGAGUUGGAACAAAGACUCCGGCUCCUUCGAAAAUGAGUUGUCUGAUGAAGCGAGCAACCCCGAGAAGGCGAAGAGACUUUGGGAGCUGAGCGAAAGACUUGCUGGUUUCGCUUAGAGUUCCGUCAGUAACAAUUUUGCAGAGUUUGAUCCAAGCAAGCUCGCACUUUAGAUGCAGGAUAUGCGAGCUAUCUAUGAGAUGUCUUCUGCGACCAUAUAUUUACUUCCAUAUGGUCCAUAAUAUGACAAGGUGACCGAAAGGUGGUAUGAAUGACAGUUUCAUCCAUCUACGACAUCUUGAAGAGGGUUUAGAGAAGUACUUUGUAAUACUACCAGGUUUGCAAGUGUUAGUCUUUGAAUUAGAAACAUAUUCAUUACUACAGUUAUCUGAUCCGAACCCUCACGAGGAUGAAAGCCACGAGCUUAUGUAUAUAUAUUGGAUUGUAAUGUAAAAGGUUUGCGGUAAAGAGCGGAGUUCUGAGUCAUGGAAUUGGCCGCACCACAUAUUGUGUUCUACGCUACAUGCAGGCAGCACAUGUAAGGAGCUUAGUGAGUUAUAGCAAUCGCUUCCUCAGUUACCCACAACGACACUCGCAACCGUCUGAAUCUCCAUCUUUCUUCCUUCUUUCGUCCUAUUUUUCCAUCUCUUAGCAAGUUGAGAAGGCGAUUCAUAACGUUGAAUAAUUGUAAGCGCGAAAUUAGUUCUUAGCGGAAGGUAGGAGGAGUUGAGAGUAGAAAGAGAUAAAUACAGUGAACAGGCAAAAAGAAAAAUGAAGGUCUCAAGAAAGAAACACAUGACGUUUCUCAGGUUUAAGGCAAUGUCUUUCAGUCUACAGCACGUGAAAUUUUGGAUCUCUCAGCAGGUCGC